UGUUUAGAUCCUCAACUUCCGAAGUGGGAGGAAGUUCGCUUGGCGUUCUGUGGUGUCUGCAGCCUCAGUGCCCAUCACGAUCAAAACACUGUACGGAGGUGAGUGUCUGAACCGUUUAACAUGAACCGUAAAAGAAACCAUUGCUAUAUCGAAACAGGACAGUCAUCGGAGCCCCAGAGCGCGUUUAUGGACAUUACAGCAUCCUUCAAUCGAGAGGAUGAAAAUUUCUCUGAGCUCGAACCAGACGAGCAGCUGGUAUGCUCGGUGACCGAGAUCACGGAACAUCUCGGCAGGAACAUCACGGUGGUGCUGGAGUCCGCGCUGUCCGAGAUACGAAAGCUGGUCAGCGUCCGGAUCAGAGUCCUUAAAAUGGAGCUCCGCGAGAAGAGCGACGAGAUCGAGCUGCUCAAGGCCAAACUGGAGUCGACGGAGAAAGACGGAAGAGUUUCGAACUCCAGCAGUUUGGAGGGCAGGAAAACGGACCAGAAAUACAGCGCAGACAUGAAGAAGACCAAACCCGGGAUGCCAGUGGUCAAGAAGGAGAACAUAAACGCGAUCUGUGACUAUCUGAUGAAGGAUAAGAACCAGCGGGGUGGUGCUGAAGUGGAUAGCGACCAAAGCGACCAGGCGUUUGGGUCAGAGCGGGAUGCGCGAGCUGAACCGCAGCCGCACGCGUCUCUGAGCCUGUGGACGGAUAGCGGUGCCGGGGAUACGGACGCGGACACGGACAUCUUUAACAUGUUACCGUCUGCCAGCAAACGCAUGUAUGACUAUGAGUGGAUGACUGGAGUGGAGCUCAACUCAACCGAGUUCAAAGGUGAUGCUGAAAUGAAAUGUGAAAAUGUUCCUGCUGAGGAAGGCGAUGACACUGAAGAUUCAGACGGAGAUAGAGGACGUUUGCGGUCAGUUUCUGACUCAAACCCCUCUCAGUUUUCUUUAGACACACCGGGCUCCCCCCGAGAAGACAGAAGCAGCCCAGCAGAGGACAAUGUGGACAAAAUAGAGCCAGGUCAGCAAUUCUCCUCUCAUACGUUUAUUUGCCCCUUCUGUGGGACUCUCUGCCCUGACUCCUCUUUCCUGGAGGAACACAUAAAGCUUAUGCACCACGAUGAAAGAACCCAGGCUCUGCAGUCCCCUCCGGGAGGUUCUUCCUCUCGCGUUGAUGGUGAUUCGGGGGAAGCAGGCCGAGCUCUGGGAGGCCCAGAAGGACAUGUAAGGGGGGCACCUGUGAAGAAAGUGGAGGGUGGCUACGAGUGUGGAGACUGCGGCCGGCAUUUCAACUAUUUGGGCAACCUGCGACAGCACCAGCGCAUCCACACUGGCGAGAAGCCGUUUGUCUGCUCCGAGUGCGGGGAACGUUUCCGCCAUGCCGCACGUCUCAAGAGUCACCGGCUUAGCCACAGUGGGGCCCAGAGCCCCUUUCCUUGCCCUCAGUGUGGUAAAGGCUUCCCGGUGCUGUCUGGACUCAAGCGCCAUCAACGUGUACAUACUGGAGAGAGUCCUUAUGCUUGUCCCCAGUGCGGGCGCAGAUUUAAGGAGCUGGGCAAUUUAUAUACACACAUGCGCAUUCACAGUGGGGCCACCCCCUAUUCUUGCUACCAGUGUGGGCGGAGUUUCAGACAUCUAGGCACAUAUAAGAGUCAUCGCUGUAUGCCUGCUACUCAGCUGCCCAGUGGGCAUAGUCCAGCAUGGGCACAGGAAGACAAGGUGCAAACUGGCUAAUAUCAUGUCAUCAAAGUUAAAUAAAGUCAAAUAUGUGGUGGUAAAUUGGCGACGUCAGCUGCUGGUUCAGGAACAGUUUUAUUCUGAAGACAGUAAACAACGAAUGACGUGUGGUCAAAUGGACAGAAUCAGUCUGUAGAAGAAAGGAAAUCUCAGUACCUGUUGUAUCAUCAUGACAAGAAAAUCAUGAAGGUGUGUGGAUUAACACAUCUUUCAUUUAUUUUAGACAACAUUAUCUUGUUAGAUGCAGUUUUUUAAACAUUUUGCAAUAAUGUGAUCUCAUUUCAGACACGAAAGGUUUUGGAUGUCCAUACACCGUAUUUCAAGAUUUCACUAAAUAAAUAACAUUUUGUUUAAA
Messenger RNA from Misgurnus anguillicaudatus (oriental weatherfish), 2080 nucleotides. It is a transcript of the gene znf16l, whose product is annotated as zinc finger protein 16 like. Gene Ontology annotation, cellular component: nucleus. The record is from RefSeq and is a predicted model, not a curated record. Lineage: Eukaryota; Metazoa; Chordata; Actinopteri; Cypriniformes; Cobitidae. Gene Ontology annotation, biological process: embryo development; regulation of transcription by RNA polymerase II. Gene Ontology annotation, molecular function: DNA-binding transcription factor activity, RNA polymerase II-specific; RNA polymerase II transcription regulatory region sequence-specific DNA binding.